This is a messenger RNA of Cynoglossus semilaevis (tongue sole), 681 nucleotides long. Its product is annotated as potassium voltage-gated channel subfamily H member 6-like. Gene Ontology annotation, biological process: membrane repolarization during cardiac muscle cell action potential; regulation of ventricular cardiac muscle cell membrane repolarization; regulation of heart rate by cardiac conduction. The transcript has 3 exons. The record is from RefSeq and is a predicted model, not a curated record. The annotation marks the transcript as partial. Gene Ontology annotation, cellular component: plasma membrane. Gene Ontology annotation, molecular function: inward rectifier potassium channel activity. Lineage: Eukaryota; Metazoa; Chordata; Actinopteri; Pleuronectiformes; Cynoglossidae.
UUUGCUUUCGUCGCAGCUCUCAUGUAUGCCAGUAUAUUUGGAAACGUGUCUGCCAUUAUCCAACGGCUGUAUUCAGGUACAACCCGCUACCACACUCAGAUGCUGCGGGUCAAAGAAUUUAUCCGAUUCCAUCAAAUCCCAGGCAACUUGCGCCAAAGGCUAGAGGAGUACUUCCAGCACGCGUGGUCAUACACAAACGGCAUCGACAUGAAUGCUGUGUUAAAAGGAUUUCCGGAAUCACUGCAGGCGGACAUCUGUUUACACUUGAACAGGUGUCUGUUACAGAACUGUAAGGCCUUCUGUGGAGGCAGUCAGGCCUGUCUGCGUGCAUUGGCUAUGAGGUUUCGAACGGUCCAUGCACCGCCAGGCGAUACUUUAAUCCACUACGGAGACAUUCUGGACUCUCUCUUCUUCAUCUCCCGUGGUUCCAUCCAGAUCAUUAGGGAUGAUGUGGUGGUAGCCAUAUUAGAAAAGAAUGACAUCUUUGGCGAGCCCAUUCACCUGUAUGACGAGCCAGGGAAGUCCAAUUCCGACGUGCACACGAGCGCUUACUGUGAUCUCCAUCGCAUCCAGAGGGAUGACCUCCUGGAGGUCCUAGACAUGUACCCUAGCUUCGCCGACAACUUCUGGAGGAACCUGGAAAUAACCUUUGACCUGAGAGAUGUAAGUUUAUUGGCUUGA